UUUGAGUCGUGUCGUCUCGGGAAUUUUAUGAACCCAGCAAAAAUAAUUCCCUUUGGAUUGUUAAAUUUAAUUUCAAUUUUUUUGUUUUGUUUACGCAAACGUUACGAAAUUUUAAAAUUAGGAACAACAUGUCCGGUUAUUAAAGUGUCAAGUGCGGCUUUCAGGAAAAAAUUUGAAGAUUUACAAAAUUUUAAAAACACGGAAAGCACGACUCGUAUCGGUGCCGUGAUUUGUAGCCAGAGAAAUCGAUAGUGCAUCAAGGGUAUCGAAUAAUCGCGCCCAAACGAUUGAAGACGCAGCCCUGAAUAUUUGUUUGGUUUGCCAUCACUGCCUUCAUUUUGGACAUAAACAACUACUGCACUGCGUACACUUGAUAAAAGGAAAAUCGCAAAGAAUCGUCAAGCGGAAGCAGGUGCACUUGUUACAGCGAACAAUUGACACCAUUGUGAGGUUGCAGGAUGGAUCCUGAUGAGGAUAGUAAUGCCGAAGCGGCAUCCGCGCGCAAGCGCCAGAAGCGUCAAGAUUCAGGCGACGAAGAUGAAAGCUCCAGCAGCCGCUCCGUUGCAGGAGAUGCCACCAUGGACGUGGACUCCGCCGCAGCACCAGCUGUCAGCGAAGAGAAAACUGCAGUCGUAAGCGAGACUGAAAUAGGAACCGACAACUACAGCAGCACCAACACAAGCAACAACGAUUAUAACGGCGUCGAUAGCAACAGAGAGGGAGGAAUGAGCAGCAAGCAGAUUUUGCCACAGGGAGAGGCAGCAGAGGGCAACGACGAACCAAUGAAUCCGCCCGAGGAGGCGGCCACAGGGAUUACUCUCGUGCAGGGUGUACUGUCUCCGGCGGCAGCCAGUGCUGUGCUUGCCGCAGAUACUGUUGCCAAUGCCAGUGAGGCAAUCGACAGCGAUGAUGAUGAGCCGUCAGAAGUUGAAGUGAAUCCCGGAACUUCGAAUGACACUCACACUUCGCCCACAUUCAACCAGCGCAACAUACCAUCCACACGUUCAUAUCGCCGCAUAACCGUGGAACUUGUGGCCACAUUGGAGACCAGCAGCGAUAGUGAGUCUGCUGUCGCCCCAGUGCUUCCCAGUGUGGAUGAAGAGGCCGAGGAAACCGCAGAGGCGGCAAUCCCCAACCCCGACGACGAUCACACAUCAAGUGACGGCGAUACCAACCACAGUCGCGGGGAGGAUGACUUUUGGAACCACUACGACAGCUCCACCAGCAACACCUCCAGUGAUGGUGGCCUGGCUGAACACAGCGAUUGGAUUGAACCGGAGCCAAAUGCGGCCGACCGGGAGAACAUUGACUUUGCCGUGAACGAAAUCUUGUACAAGGAUAAACCGCCAUACACCUGGAACUCGGCCCAUGAGCUGAUGCAGCGCGAACACAAUAUAAUAAAUCGGAUUGAGUGGCGCGGCGGGCACACCUCUGCCCAGAGCUUCGGGCGUGGCUUCUACGGAUCGAGGCAUGUCGUCGAGCAGAUGUCGCUCUGGGAUACGAUGAUCAAACACAACGGCUGUGUGAACUGCCUGAACUUCAAUCGGGCCGGGGAUCUGCUCUGCUCCGGCUCCGACGACACACGAAUCAUUGUCUGGGACUGGGCCAACAACAAGCCACUGCAUAGCUUCAAGUCUGGCCACCACACGAACAUAUUCCAGACAAAGUUCAUCGACAGUGCCGGCUGCCUGGACAUUGUGUCCACCAGUCGCGAUGGGCAGGUGCGACGCGCCGUCAUACCUCCAUCCGGGGGUGACACUAAGCCCACGAGACUCUACACGCACAGCGAUGCCGUGCACAAGCUCGUUGUGGUGCCGCACACCAAGCACGAGGUGAUGAGCGCCGGCGAGGAUGGAGCAGUCAAGCACUUUGAUCUCCGCACCAGCACAUCGGCCAACACCAUGCUGCGCUGCAACUACACCGAGCCCGAGAGACGGAGCCGCGUCCGUCUCUUCAGCAUCUCCCAUCAUCCGUUUGCGCCCGAGUUUUGUGUCAGCGGCGCUGAUGACAAUCUGCGUGUCUACGAUAAGCGCAAGCUGCCAGAGCCCAUCCACGAGAUGACGCCCCGAGGCGUUCGGGAGACAAAGAUCACGCAAGUCACUUGCGCCGUGUACAAUCACAGUGGAAGCGAAAUCCUGGCCUCCUACAGCGAUGCCGGCAUCUUUCUCUAUGACAGCCGCAACUACAAGGAGGGCGAGACUCUCCACUGCUACGAGGGGCACGUAAACCAUCGCACCAUCAAGGGCGUUAACUUUUUUGGACCACGUUCCGAGUACGUGAUCAGUGGCAGCGACUGCGGCCACAUCUUCUUCUGGGACAGGAACACAGAGUCCAUCGUUAACUACAUGAAGGGCGACAUUGCGGGUGUGGUCAACUGCCUUGAGCCGCAUCCCUGGAUGCCAGUGCUGGCCACUUCCGGGCUGGAGCAUAAUGUGAAAAUCUGGACGCCCCAUGCGUCCGAUCCGCCGCCCGGAAAGCACAUUCCGAAAUCGGAGGGUCUGCGGGAUACGCUCUAUAGGAACUUUCGACGCAGCAUUUGGGAGACCGUUGGCGACGACAAUGCCAGCCAUCAGUUCCAACUAUUUUUUCGUCAAUUUAUGGGGGAUGGGAGCGUCAUGGCACGCUUUCGUAAUCGUCGCCUACGUCGUCGCCUUGGUAUAGGUGGUGGUGGUGGUGUAGCUGCAGCUGCAAAUGCAAAUGCGGAUGCGGAUGCCGCACCCGGAUCGUUGCCACAGCACGAAGAGAACAGCAGCAGUGCCAGCAGUUCAGCCAGCGAUGACAGUUCCGUGUACGGGCGCGACGGCAACAGCUCGGAUGAUGCUGAUGAUGAAGCCUAUGCCGGCCUAAACACGGGCUGCAACACGCAAUAGGCGACACCAUCCAAAGUUUUAGUUACAAUAGUUCCCCAUCGCGAGUGGGGCGAUUGGGGCGAGUGGGUGGGCUGCACUUUUAAAGUUUCGGGGCUCGCAUUUGCAGUUGGAUUGAUAUCUGCGAGAUGUAGUGACCGUAGUCUCUCCUUUGUUUGUUUUUGAAGGCGUUUUCAAUGCUGUGAAUUUGUACUUGCGUAGAAUAAGCAUACAUACCUAUAUAUUAUAUAUUAUAUUAAUUUGGAACAAUGUUUAAUAAACCACACAC
Drosophila obscura is the source of this 3135-nucleotide messenger RNA. Its product is annotated as DDB1- and CUL4-associated factor 8. Gene Ontology annotation, molecular function: protein binding. Bases 459 to 2870 code for a protein of 803 amino acids. Lineage: Eukaryota; Metazoa; Arthropoda; Insecta; Diptera; Drosophilidae. The record is from RefSeq and is a predicted model, not a curated record. The transcript is spliced from 6 exons. Gene Ontology annotation, cellular component: cytoplasm; Cul4-RING E3 ubiquitin ligase complex.